Raphanus sativus (radish) is the source of this 1050-nucleotide messenger RNA. Its product is annotated as rac-like GTP-binding protein ARAC11. Gene Ontology annotation, biological process: regulation of actin cytoskeleton organization; actin filament organization; small GTPase-mediated signal transduction. The coding region runs from base 339 to 932 and encodes 197 amino acids. Lineage: Eukaryota; Viridiplantae; Streptophyta; Magnoliopsida; Brassicales; Brassicaceae. The transcript is spliced from 6 exons. The record is from RefSeq and is a predicted model, not a curated record. Gene Ontology annotation, cellular component: plasma membrane; nucleus; cell cortex. Gene Ontology annotation, molecular function: GTP binding; GTPase activity; protein kinase binding.
AGAGGUAUUAAAAGAGAAGAGAGACAGAGAGAGAAAGAGAGAGAGAGAGAGAGAGAGAACGUUUCAACGCCAUUUGUUUCCGGUGAAAGCUAAACUAACAAACUAUUCGUUGUUUUGUUUCUCUCUCUCUCUCUUUCUCUCUUUGGUCUAACGGGUUUCUCAUUUCUGGGACAAAGUCUGUUCUUUUCGAUCCUCAAUGUCCAGAUGGUUGGUUGAAUUUGAGCAUCAAGAAGAAGAAGAAAACUAACAGAGAGAGAGAGAGGAAAGGAUCUGAAGUUCAACGACUGUUUUAGAGAUCUGAAGGCUAAAAUCUUUGAGCGAGCUUUGAGGGGGGGACAAUGAGCGCUUCAAGAUUUGUAAAGUGUGUGACGGUUGGUGAUGGAGCUGUUGGAAAAACAUGUUUGUUGAUUUCUUACACCAGCAACACUUUCCCUACGGAUUAUGUUCCUACAGUUUUCGAUAAUUUCAGUGCAAAUGUUGUGGUUAAUGGAGCCACCGUUAAUCUUGGAUUGUGGGACACUGCAGGGCAAGAGGAUUACAACAGAUUAAGACCACUAAGCUACCGUGGGGCAGAUGUUUUCAUCUUGGCCUUCUCUCUCAUCAGUAAAGCCAGUUAUGAAAAUGUCUCCAAAAAGUGGAUUCCGGAGUUGAAACAUUACGCGCCUGGUGUCCCCAUCAUCCUUGUUGGAACAAAGCUUGAUCUUCGAGAUGAUAAGCAAUUCUUCGUCGACCACCCUGGCGCUGUCCCGAUUUCAACUGUUCAGGGAGAAGAGCUGAGGAAGCUAAUAGGAGCACCUACUUACAUCGAAUGCAGUUCCAAAUCUCAAGAGAAUGUGAAAGCUGUCUUUGACGCAGCCAUACGAGUGGUGUUGCAACCGCCUAAGCAGAAGAAGAAGAAGAGCAAAGCCCAGAAGGCAUGCUCCAUCCUAUGAUGAUGAUUGGAAAAGCUCUGUUUUAUAUUAUAUUUGUUGGUUUUUGAUAUAUUAAAAAUCUUCUAACAAAUGUAUCAAUGUGUUAAUGGACAGGGACACCCAUGUUUGGUUUUGGUCU